ACAAUCACCUCCUCUUUCUGGUGGGGGAAUUCAGACCCCUUCCCAGUUCAACCAGUCCCUGGGUCUGGUGUAAUUGAUGGGGUGGGUGGGGCCAGCACUUGAAACCUCACCCACCUCUCCUUUGCCAGCCACUGGAGGAGCUCUCUUGCUGUUUGUAUGUUGGUGGGCGGAAGGGCCUUCUUCCUCUGUAGAAGGGUGCUCUAGGGCACCAAGUGUGAGAAGGAUCUGCCAUUUAGCUGGUAGAGAUGCCAGAGGGCCCAUCAGUGAGGAAGUUCCAGCUGCUGACCUUAAGUUUUGUGGGGCAAGUGGUGGCCAAGGUGGGGGGAAGCAGCAAGAAGAUUAAUGUGAAUGACCUGAAUGCCUUGAGGCUCCAGGAUUCCCAGGUCCAUGGGAAGAACUUAUUCCUAGCAUUUGUAGCAGCCAGCUCCCCCUUAGGACCAAGUGUGGAUGAGACAGAGCUGCAGAAAGAGGCUGCCACAGGGCCUAGUUCCCUUGUUCAGGGAAAGCAAGAGCAGGUUUGCGCUCCAUUGACUCCUCCCCAGGAAGAAGAGCUGCAGGAACUGCAGAACUCCAGACCUGGUGCAGCAGGGGGUCCAGGCAGUUGGCUGCGCUUCCACUUCGGUUUGUUUGGCAGCAUUCGGGCAAACGAGUUCUCAAGAGCAAGCAGAGCCAAUAAGAGGGGGGACUGGAAGGACCCUAUACCCAGGCUGGUGUUGUAUUUUGAGAGUGGAGGCUUCCUUGUUUUCUACAACUGCCGAAUGCACUGGUGCUCAUCUCCGGUGGCUGAUCCCACUUCUGACAUCCUGUCUGCAGAAUUCCACCGUGGCCGGGCACUGGAUGCCCUCCGCACAUCCCAUCCCAUCUGCUACACCCUCUUGGACCAAAGAUACUUUUCAGGGCUGGGGAACAUCAUUAAAAAUGAAGUCCUGUACCUGGUGAAGAUCCAUCCGUUAACACAAGGAUCUCUCUUGGCGCAAUCAGAUCUGGAGCAUCUGCUUGAUUGUGCCAUUCAGUUCACUUCUGACUGGCUGCAGAGCAAGCUGCAAGGCAAAGGGUUGCACCUGCAGAUCUACCAGAAAGAGCAGUGUCCUCUUGGGCAUGUGGUGAUGAAAGGAGCCCUAGGACCCCCAGGUGGCUGGAAAAGGCUUACAUGGUGGUGUCCUCAGUGCCAGCCUGCAGUGCUGUCAGGGGAUGGAGAUCUGACCCUGGGCAUUGAGUGACGUAGCUCUAUGUUCUUUUUUUUUUCUUCCUUGUGUAGUUCAGUGUUAGAUAAUCCUGUGCCUGCUUAGAGCUGAGUAUGUGUUAUGUAGUGAUUAGGUGUGGUUAAAAUUAAAUGGUUGUUCCCUCCAUCAACUCUUAGCAGCUUCCUUCCAAAGGAUGAAGACAAACCUCAGCAGUGCUCGGUGCUGCUCAUCUCUGCCCACCUCUGAGCUGCCUGCCCCAUUGGCAGGGAUGGCAAUGCUUAAAACCCAUCAUUAAGCCAUGAAUCAGAAGUGUGGCGACUCUGGGGGUGUCGAUGUGUGACAGGGAGUGCAUAAAACUCAUCAUUUCAGACAUAGGGUUUGGAUUUUGGGUGGCCUGAGGGUUGGGCUCCUUGUGGGUCCCCUGUGCUGUGGGCUGCUCUGUGGGGCUGCUGGCUGGAAGUGAGCAUGGAGGAAAGCACCAUGGAGGGAAUGCACUGUAGGUGACUGAAACCAAGCAGAAGCACUUCAGCUCUAGUUGGGAGUGAAGCAAGAAGGAGCCUGGAGGCAUCCCGU
Meleagris gallopavo (turkey) is the source of this 1757-nucleotide messenger RNA. It is a transcript of the gene NEIL2, whose product is annotated as nei like DNA glycosylase 2. The record is from RefSeq and is a predicted model, not a curated record. Lineage: Eukaryota; Metazoa; Chordata; Aves; Galliformes; Phasianidae. Gene Ontology annotation, molecular function: zinc ion binding; DNA N-glycosylase activity; damaged DNA binding. Gene Ontology annotation, cellular component: nucleus. Gene Ontology annotation, biological process: base-excision repair.